AUGACCAAAUUCGUGGCGGCUUUAUACAAAGCUUAUGAGGCUACAGAUUCCUCCAUGUUCGAGAUCAACCCGGUUCUGAAAACAUCCGAUGAUAAGAUCAUUGCGGUGGACGCUAAAGUAACCAUCGACGAUAACGCCUUAUACCGUCACAAAGACAUCGAAGCCAUGCGCGACGAGUCGGAAGAAAAUCCGGUAGACGCUGCAUGGUGA
This is a messenger RNA of Stylonychia lemnae, 210 nucleotides long. NCBI's taxonomy places the organism in Eukaryota, Ciliophora, Spirotrichea, Sporadotrichida, Oxytrichidae. The record is from the annotation of a GenBank genome assembly.